AUGCUCGAAGUCUGGGGUCGCCGAGACUCCUCCAAUGUCCAGGCCGUGAUGUGGUGCAUUGCCGAGCUUAACCUCCCCUACAAACGCCACGACGUCGGCCACCGCUUCGGCGGCAACGACACGCCCGAGUUCCUCGCCAUGAACCCGAACGGCCGGAUCCCCGUCCUGCGCGACGGUGACAGCGAGCCCUUAUGGGAAAGCGGAGCCAUCAACCGGUACCUAGCGUCCGCCUACGGGUCCGACGAGUUCUGGCCCAAGGACCCACGGGCGCGCGCGCAGGUCGACAAAUGGGCCGAAUGGGCCAAGGUGACCUUCACCCCGGCGUUCUCGCUGCCCAUCUUCUGGCAACUUGUGCGGACGCCCCCGUCAAAGCGGGAUCCGGUCGCGAUCCGCGAGGCGGUCGCCCGGCUCGAUCCCAUUCUGGAUAUCGCGGAGGCGCAGCUGGCGCGGCAUAAGUUUCUGGCAGGGGAGGCGUUUACCCUGGCGGAUGUGCAGUUCGGGCAUCUGCUGUUUCGGUACUUUGAUAUUGACAUUGAGAGGAAGGAGAGGCCGAGUCUGCAGAGGAACAUGCCCGACCAGCUGUUGGAAUACAUAGAUCUCUGGAUCGUUUCACUUGCAUGA
This is a messenger RNA of Aspergillus terreus NIH2624, 621 nucleotides long. RefSeq names its product glutathione S-transferase family protein. The transcript has 3 exons. NCBI's taxonomy places the organism in Eukaryota, Fungi, Ascomycota, Eurotiomycetes, Eurotiales, Aspergillaceae. The record is from RefSeq and is a predicted model, not a curated record. Bases 1 to 621 code for a protein of 206 amino acids.